This is a messenger RNA of Anopheles maculipalpis, 1659 nucleotides long. RefSeq names its product facilitated trehalose transporter Tret1-like. Lineage: Eukaryota; Metazoa; Arthropoda; Insecta; Diptera; Culicidae. The transcript is spliced from 5 exons. The coding region runs from base 1 to 1659 and encodes 552 amino acids. Gene Ontology annotation, molecular function: transmembrane transporter activity. Gene Ontology annotation, biological process: transmembrane transport. Gene Ontology annotation, cellular component: membrane. The record is from RefSeq and is a predicted model, not a curated record.
AUGGCACCGACCGAAAACGGAAAGGGUGGAAUCGAAAAAUCGAUGGGCAUUCCCGAAAUACUUAACGGUGGCGAUGAGGAACGCAAGGAAGAUCAGCACGAUCCAGAAGCACAGCCGCUUUCGAUUGAAGUGACCAACGAAAAGUUAACGCCUACGAACGAACCUAACCAACCAUUAGCGACCGUUGGUUGGAAGGAUGCAUAUCAGCAGAUACUUGCUACAUGUUUGGUGAAUUUGAUCGUCGUCCAGGCGGGCAUUAACAUGACGUACUCAGCCAUUCUUCUGCCGCAGCUUUCCGAACCGGACAGUCCAAUCUUGAUCGGGCGCAAUGAAGCAUCUUGGAUAGCGUCGGUAGUGACGAUCGCUUUGCCGCUCGGUUCACUCGUCGUUGGCCAACUGAUGGAUCAGUUCGGACGGAAGAAGAUCUCGCUGGCAACUUGUGUUCCGUUUGCGCUCGGUUGGGUUUUGAUUGCUGGAGCCUCGAACGUCGGUAUGAUCUAUGUGGCGCGCAUAAUCUUGGGUACGUCCGGUGGACUAACAACCGUCGCACUGGUGUACGUGAGCGAAAUUUCACACGUAUCCUUGCGCCCGAUGUUGCUGUGUGCGAACAGUGUGUUUGUUUCGUUCGGUAUUCUGCUUACCUGCGUUUUAGCGGUAUUCUUUGACUGGCGAGCGAUAGCUUACAUUUUUGCAGGAUUUUCCAUUGUAACGUUUCUGUUGAUUCUGCUAAUUCCCGAAUCUCCACAUUGGCUGAUUACGUUCACCAAGAAGGAUCCCACCAAAGCCCGGAGCGUUCUUUACUGGUUGUACCGCAAUAAGAAGCUGGCCGAGGAACAGUUUCAACAAAUUGUUUCAAACACAACACCGACGCGUCAGUCUCAUCCGGCGAUCGGAAAAGCAAAGAGUGCCAUAAACUCACUGUCGCUAAAGGUAUUCCUUCAGCCACGUGUUUACCGUCCAAUGACCAUCCUGCUGCUGGUGUUCCUGUUCCAGCAGCUGUCCGGUGCGUAUGUGCUCAUCUUCUAUGCACUGAAUGUGUUCCAGCAGAUUAACGAAGCAACGCUGGAUGAUGAAGAGCCGGGUGCCACGUUCAAUCAGUACACCGCACUGGUAGUGUUGGGCUUGAUACGCUUCAUCAUGUCCAUCAUAACGUCCGGCUGCUCGAGAAAGUAUGGCCGACGUCCAUUGCUCUGCAUCUCGGGACUGGCCAUGGGUGUGUGCAUGAUAGUUGGCGGCCUGUACCUUGAUUUAUUGCACACCCGGUUGGGUAAUACAGUGGUCGGUAGUUACAUCUUGCUGGCAUGCGUGCUAGGAUAUGUUUGCUUUAGUGCUCUCGGUUAUCUUGUGCUACCCUGGACGAUGAUUGGAGAACUGCUGCCGACAGAUGUUAAGGGAAAGCUUGGCGGCUUAACCGUUUCGGUGGCGUACGUACUAAUGUUCGUUGUGGUCAAGAUCUUUCCUUAUCUACUGGAGCAAGUUUCAAUACGCGGUGUAUUCUAUCUGUACGCCGGCACGUGUUUUGCUGGAGUGGCCUACAUCUACUGUUACGUACCGGAAACGUUUGGCAAAAGCUUUGCCGAGAUCGAGCGAUACUUUAUCGACAAACACCACCGGCGAAGAGAUCCCGCCGGACAACCGUGUGCCACACUUAGACAAUAG